Molecule: messenger RNA, 4346 nt
Organism: Condylostylus longicornis
Lineage: Eukaryota; Metazoa; Arthropoda; Insecta; Diptera; Dolichopodidae
Gene: Pect
Product: ethanolamine-phosphate cytidylyltransferase
Exons: 8
Coding region: 268-1416 (382 amino acids)
Biological process (GO): phosphatidylethanolamine biosynthetic process
Cellular component (GO): cytoplasm
Molecular function (GO): ethanolamine-phosphate cytidylyltransferase activity
Source: RefSeq, a predicted model, not a curated record
AGUAGCACAACAAACGUCGCGUAAUAAAAUAGUAAAUUAGUAAAUCCAUAAUAUAUUCUGAGGAAAAAAGUGGCGUGAUCUAAUCCUUAUUCAAUUUUUCUGGACUCAAAUUUUCAAUUGAAUAAAUACACAUACACAUAUACAUUGUAAUUAAGGCGGUAUUAUAAAAUUUAGUGAUUUGGAUUAUUUUUGGGAAAAUAUUUAAAAUACUCUAAAAUAUUGUUGAAUUGUGGUAUUACAUCGUAACAAAAUAUAUAUUUGACAAAGAUGGGAUCAGAAAAAAAAGAAGUUAGAGUUUGGUGCGAUGGCUGUUAUGACAUGGUGCAUUUUGGUCAUGCGAAUUCCUUACGUCAAGCGAAGGCACUUGGUGAUAAAUUAAUUGUUGGAGUUCAUACAGACGAAGAAAUUACAAAACAUAAAGGUCCUCCAGUAUUCACGCAAGAAGAGAGAUACAAAAUGGUUCGUGGUAUUAAAUGGGUAGAUGAAGUGAUUGAAGGUGCUCCCUAUGUAACAACAUUGGAAACAUUAGAUAAAUAUGAUUGUGAUUUUUGCGUCCAUGGUGAUGAUAUUACAAUGACAGCAGAUGGAAUUGAUACUUACCAUUUGGUUAAAGAAGCAAAUCGUUAUAAGGAAGUGUCACGUACAGCUGGAAUCUCAACAACAGAUCUUGUAGGCCGAAUGCUUUUAAUGACUAGAAAUCAUUUCAGACAAGGCAAUAACGAAUACUGUAUAGAGAAAGAAGACAAUUUUAAAUAUUCCAAACGAAUAAAAUCACCGUUAGGUUCGUCAAAUAUGGGUCAGGACUCAGCAGCUCGAAGUCCUUGGACUGGUUGCAGUCAGUUUUUACCCACAACCCAAAAAAUUAUACAGUUCAGUGAUGGUAAAGCGCCGAAGUCUGGAGAUAAAAUAGUUUAUGUUGCUGGUGCUUUUGAUCUUUUCCAUGUGGGUCAUUUAGAUUUCCUUGAAAAAGCAAAACAGUACGGCGAUUAUUUGAUUGUUGGAUUACAUACUGAUCCAGUUGUUAAUCGUUAUAAAGGCAGUAAUUACCCAAUAAUGAAUUUGCAUGAAAGAACUUUAAGUGUACUUGCUUGCAAAUAUGUUAAUGAAGUUGUUAUUGGUGCCCCGUAUUCAGUAACGAAGGAUUUAAUGGAACACUUUAAGGUUGAUGUUGUGUGUCAUGGUCAAACUCCAAUAUCAUUAGAUCACGGUAACAUUGAUCCAUAUGCUAUACCAAAGACGUUAGGAAAAUUUUUGUUGAUCGAUUCUGAAAACAAUAUGACAACAGAAAAAAUUGUUCAAAGGAUAAUUAGUCAUAGAUUAGAGUACGAAACAAGAAAUACUAAGAAAGAAAAGAAAGAAAUCGAAGCUUAUGAAGCCUAUCAAAAGGCUAUCAAACAAACUCAAAAAGCUGGUUAAAAUUUUUUUUUUUUAACAAUUAUGAAGAAAUGCAAAUGGUUGCAAAUAUAUGUAAUUACAAUAAAAACAAAAUAUUUUAGAAAUUUAAUUUAAAAAAAAACUUUAUGAGUUAAAAAUAACAUUUAUAUAUAAAAAAAUAAAUAAUAAAUGCUUCUGUUAAUUCAAAUAUGAGAAACUAAAGAAAUAGAAUGAAAUUUUAAGAACCUAAAGAACAAAAUAAACUGAACAAAGGUUUUACAUAAAUAUAAAAGUUGACAGUUUUUUUUCACAUUUGUAUUAUAAACACUAAUUUUUCUUAAAUAAUUUAAUUAUACACAUACAUAUGUUUGAUUUUUAUUUAAAUACAACGUAUGCUUUUCAAUUUCUUUCUUUAUAAUUUACAUUACAUCACUUUUUUUUAUAUACAAAUUGUUUGUUUGUUUAUCAGAAUAAUUUUCGUUGUUAUUUAAGUAUUUAUUUUUGUAAGCCUUUUUAGACUUAAAUAGCUUAAUUUUAGGUUAAUUAUAGUAAUAUAUAAUACUUUUAAUUUUCUAAAAUGAUGAAAUGUAACGCUAUUUGCUUUUUUUGUGGCGGAGGAUUCAAAAGUUUUGUUGUGUAUAAAUAUUAUAAACAAUUUAAAACAUUAAAAUUUUAUCUAUUGUUUUACUAAUUUACUCUAACGUUUAAAAUUAUAUAUUAUUUUUAAGUUUUACACUUUAAAAAUGAGAUAUAAUUUAAUUUUUAAGGCAAGUUAUAAUACGUAUUUGCAAAUUUUCCAUUUUUUUUUAUAAAAUGAAUCGGCACCUCAUAGCUCAUCAAUGUGCUUUGUAGAAAUUCUGAAGUUCAUAAUAGUUUUGCUACAGGAUAUAUGAUAUCUCGUAUUAAAAGAAAUAUGUAUAUUAGCAAGACAUAAAAUUAUGCAAAUUCACAUAAAUAUAAAUAAAUAAAAAAAUUUUCUAUAUAUACGUAUUUAGCCUGCAAAAAAGUAUUUUAAUCUUAAAUUUUAUGCAAAUACGAAAUAUCACUUGCCAUAUUUUUUUAAUAUGCUUUAAUAAAAUUUCACAUAGUUAUAAUUAUAAAUAACAUAGACCAUGUAUACACGCAUACAUACAUAUAUUAGCUUAAGAAAGUUAUAUAUAGUUAGAAAAUUGCUUCAGAUUACUUCUUGUGUUUUGUUGGGUUAUUUAUCAUAUUUUUAAAGGAAUUCGAAAUUACUAAAGGAAACAUUCUGUUUUUUAUUGUACUACAUCUUCACGAAUUCUAGUUCUGAGAAAGCUAUAUAAUAUUGGAACGAAAAGUAUUAACAUGUGUCAAUGUACGCAAAACCCUAAGGCAAACUGAGAAAAGAAGUAUUCGAAUCUUUCUAAAAUACUCUGUUUGUGGUUAAAACUUUUAUAUGCAUAUAUGUAUGUAUAAGUGUAUUUUUCUAAACUUUUACGUUAUUUUGAUAAGAACAAAAUUUGUCUCUUAAAUAAAGCUUGCAAUUUCAAAAAACUGUACAAUUUUAGAAGAACGUCUUUCUUAAUAUCUUUUCUUUAAAUUUUAGAUUACUUUAACAAGAAUUCUGUUUAAAUUUUAAUUAUUUUAUCUUUUUUUAAAUAGUUGUAUACAUGUUCUUUUGCAUUUUCUUAUUUAAAAAUUACAUUUAUUAUUGUAAAAUAAAAUGAUUUCAUUUAUUUCUUUUUUUUUUUUAAUUUGCAUGUAUUUUUUAUUAAAUUAAAUUUUAACUUAAAUUUUUUGUUCUUAAUAACUUACUACUACUAUUGUAAUUAAUUUGUAAGUGGUGACUGUAUUCCAUUGAAUAUUAAAAAAAUACUAUAAUUAUGUAGAAAGUUUUCUAAUUAAUUUUGAUUUUGAUAAUAUUGUUGUCAUUUAAAAGAAGGUUAUCCUGUUAAACUUAACAGUUUAUCGAUUUUUUAAAUGGAUAGAUAUUUAAAAUAAAUAUAAUGCUUUAAAAUUUUAUAAAUACACAACUUAUUAAAUAUGCAUACAUUGAUAUUUUAAUAAAAGCCGGCAACAAUUUUUAUGUUAAAACUGCUUUGUCUAUAACAUUUUUAAUUUUUUAUAUUACAUUUUUUUAAUUUUAUUUUCUUUUUUAAACAAUCUAGACGAGAGCCAAUGCCUAUUGUGUAUAGUUUGGAUGUGUUUGAUUCACCUAAUAAUAAUUCAUCAUAAAAAUCACAUAAAUUGUAAAAAGGAUUAAUAAUAAUUGCACAUAACAAUUAUUAUUAACUAUAAGUUUGGAAGCAAAACAGGUAGUUGAUAUUUUUAAUUACAGAACAAAAGGUGCAAAACGACCUUCGGUUUUGUUCAAUUAAACUAAUCCACUAAUCCGUAAAAGAACCAUUUGUAAACGUUUUUUGGAAAUCAAUUUUGUUCGACGGUUUCUUAAUUAUCUUAAAAUGUAUCAACUAAUCGUUGUUAAAUUUCCUCAGCAUAAUACGGACAAACAAUUUUUCAUAAUUAAAAAAUAUCAACUACCAGUUUUAAAAUUACAUUUUUUAUACAUUAAUAUAAAGUAUUUAAAAUAAUGAUUGAAUCACAUUGUUUCGAAUAACAAUACGAACAUGAAAUAGGUAAUAGUUUAGGAAUUAAAUAAAAUGUUGGAUCAGAUUAAGUAAACAGUUUUAUAAUGUAACAAGUAAUCUUUUAGGGAAUAUGAAUUUUAUAGAAAAAUACAAUAAUAAUUGAAGAAAAUUUAAAAAACCAUAAAAACUUAAGAAUAAUAAUCUUGUAAACCAAAGUACUUUUAUAUUAUGAAUAACUAUCAAUAUUAUAUUUAUAGAUAAUAUGUAUAUUUCGAUGUAACUUUUGUUUAUAUAAUUUUAAUUGUUAUUUUAAUAUUAUUUUAUGAGGCAUACAUUUUUAGCUAGAUGAAAAUUAUUAUAAAAUUUUAAAUUUUUUGUAGAUUAAAACUAUGAAAUAAUAUAUUGGUGUAUUCUUUACAUACA